This is a messenger RNA of Agrilus planipennis (emerald ash borer), 4880 nucleotides long. RefSeq names its product acetylcholine receptor subunit alpha-like 2 (gene nAChRalpha2). The record is from RefSeq and is a predicted model, not a curated record. Gene Ontology annotation, cellular component: synapse; neuron projection; postsynaptic membrane. The coding region runs from base 113 to 1750 and encodes 545 amino acids. Lineage: Eukaryota; Metazoa; Arthropoda; Insecta; Coleoptera; Buprestidae. The transcript is spliced from 8 exons. Gene Ontology annotation, biological process: signal transduction; regulation of membrane potential; monoatomic ion transmembrane transport. Gene Ontology annotation, molecular function: acetylcholine-gated monoatomic cation-selective channel activity; transmembrane signaling receptor activity.
UUAUACUCCACUAUUUCUGUUUGGAUACGCGACCGAAUUUUAAUUUUGAACAUUACGUAGCUGAUUGGUUUUUUAAAAGGGAUAAAACGUAUUUUUAAGUAGGUACGGUAAAAUGGCAUACGAUUGUGUAUUGUUACUAUUAUUUUGUCACGCGUGUGUUGUUCUGUGUAACCCCGACGCGAAGAGGCUCUAUGACGAUUUACUGAGUAAUUACAACAGGUUAAUUAGACCUGUAAGCAAUAAUACUGAUACUGUUUUGGUCAAACUUGGCCUGAGAUUGUCACAACUCAUAGAACUUAAUCUAAAAGACCAAAUCUUGACCGUGAAUGUGUGGAUGGAACACGAAUGGCAAGAUCACAAAUUCAAGUGGGAUCCUGGCGAAUAUGGCGGUGUCACCGAACUGUAUGUGCCAUCAGAACAUAUCUGGCUACCUGACAUCGUUUUGUACAAUAACGCUGACGGGGAAUACGUUGUAACAACAAUGACGAAGGCUGUUUUACACUAUUCCGGAAGAGUGACGUGGACUCCCCCCGCGAUCUUUAAAUCCUCCUGCGAAAUUGACGUGAGGUAUUUUCCUUUCGAUCAACAGACUUGCUUCAUGAAAUUCGGUUCUUGGACUUACGACGGCAAUAAGAUCGAUCUCAAACACAUUAAUCAAGAAGGAGCUGGAGACAAGGUGGCUGUAGGAAUAGAUCUAAAGGAAUACUACCCAAGCGUGGAAUGGGAUAUAUUAUCGGUACCGGCAGAAAGGCAUGCCAAAUAUUAUCCAUGUUGUGCAGAACCGUAUCCAGAUAUCUUCUUCAAUGUAACUCUUCGCAGGAAAACGUUGUUUUACACAGUUAACUUGAUCGUUCCCUGUGUAGGUAUAUCUUACCUUUCCGUCCUCGUCUUUUAUCUUCCUGCCGAUUCGGGAGAGAAGAUAGCUCUUUGCAUUAACAUCCUCCUUUCGCAGACAAUGUUUUUCCUUCUCAUUUCGGAAAUAAUUCCCUCUACGUCUCUCGCCUUGCCACUUCUGGGCAAAUAUAUCCUUUUCACGAUGAUCUUGGUGGGAUUGUCUGUCGUUAUUACGAUUGUUAUACUCAACGUACACUAUCGAAAACCGAGUACGCACAAGAUGGCACCUUGGGUUCGAUCUAUAUUCAUAAAAACGGUACCCAAACUUUUGCUAAUGAGGGUGCCCAAAGAUCUCCUUACGGAACUCGCAUCAAACAAAAUGAAUAUCGGGAAGACGUUUAAAAAACACGAAAUUGACACACUGCCAUCAACGUUAUCUUCUCCAUCCUCGUCGUCAUCUUCGUCAUCCAGGCAUAGAAUUAGUGGAUGUAAUGGUUUAUAUUCUUCUACCUCUGCUACUAAUAGGCUGCGCGGUUUUUCAAGUUCGUUUGGUAACAGGAUGCGUUACAACGGAUUGCCUUCGGUUUUUUCGGGACUGGACGAAUCAGAUUCAACGUCAAGAAAAAAGUACCCGUUUGAAUUGGAGAAAGCAAUUCAUAACGUUAUGUUCAUUCAACACCAUAUUCAAAGGCAAGAUCAAUUUAACGCAGAAGACCAAGACUGGGGUUUCGUCGCAAUGGUUUUAGAUCGACUUUUCUUAUGGAUUUUUAUAAUUGCUUCCAUAGCCGGUACAUUCGCGAUUUUGUGUGAAGCACCAGCACUUUAUGACGAUUCAAAACCGAUCGACAUGGAAAUCUCAUUGGUAGCACAACAACAAUAUUUGCCCGACUUUGAAUUGUCUGAAAUGCAUGAUUAGCUUUUGAUACAUGUGCAUACAUAGUAGUAUAUUUAUCAUCUACUAAUUUCACCGUUGAUAUCCGUAAUUUGUCGUUCAAUUCAAACAACUUAAGCCUUUAUUAUCGGAUACGAAUAUGCACAAGUGUGUAUGUAUUAUAGGUACGAUAAGUUGUAUGGAGUAGGUACCUAUAGUAUCUUCUGUUGUUAAUGUACCUACCUAUAGGCACGUUAUGUACACGUAAAAUAAGUCUAGUUAUAAAUUAGGAAAGGAUUUUACCAACCUCGCCUUCGGGCUCUCGUGGCAAUUUCGACUCAAAGAAUUGAAAAUUAUUUCCUACUGCUAAUAAACUGUACUGAUCGCGUAAAAGUAAAAAUCAUCGUGCUUUUAUGUUAAAAAAAAAAAUGAGAAUAAAAUACGACACCCCUUCGGCUACGAAGGCAAUUCACAUCCGCGAGGCAAUACCCUAAUUCUUUCCUUUUAUGCGUUAUAUACUACCUAUUGUUUUGUGAGAUUUGUCAAACAUCGGUACAAGGUAGAUACAAAUCAAACUUGUAAUUUUUUGGGUGCCAAGCGCACCUGCCACUUCUCCUCUUAUUACUGAUAAGUAAUCAAGUAUUUCAAUGUCACUUUUUUCUUCAUUAAAAUUGAUAAAUAUGAAACGCUUAAUCUCCAAGUAGGUAGUGUCCCAAAAUCUAAACUUUUAUACAUACAUAUGUACGAUAUGUGGUAGGUAACUAGGUACGUACGUACCUAGUUUAAUGCGAUUACAUAUUGUACGUAAUCUGAAAUAACAUUCCAAUUAGGUACCUGCAUACAUCAUAUAUGUACGUAUGUGUUAUGUAAGGUACAUGUUUUAUCAGCGACUUAUAAAAAUUACAGUUGAUUUUAAAAUAGUUGCCAAAUAAUCGCAUCUUAUACCUAACGGUAAGUAAUACCUGUAAAAAAUAAUAAUAAAUGAAAAUAAAUAUCUUAACAAAAUAUCAGACUGUCACUAGUUACUUUUGCUUUCUGUUAAGGACUUUCAUGCUUAAUAGAGAAUAUAUAAAUCAAUUUGUUAAUAUUUUGUUAAUUAAUAAGAAGCGAUGACGCACUGUACAUAUCGUUAGUUACAAGUUUUCGAUUUCGCGUGAGAGCCACCGUGGAAGUCGUCGGGUGGUCACACGACAGGCCUCACGUCUCAUGCUAUGUACACAUGUACAUAUAGGUACGUACAGUACAUUGUUAAAUUGGUACACGUAUAUGUAUGUGUAACAGAUACCAUAACGCAAAGCAACAACAACGAAAUAGGGACUGAAAGAAAGAGGGAAACGUUGUUUCAUUAUUAUUAUUAUUACACUACAGCCACCUCCAAAGACGUUGGUUGUACCGCUCUCUGCGUCCGUGUCUGUGCGUUAGGUAGAUAUUACCCAUCCCUAUCUACCUAUGUAUAUCCUUUUAGGUUCCCGUCAUACCGAACAUGUACAGAUUGUCACAGACACGUUCACGCAUUCGCAGUAAUUUUAAAACUAAUUGUAAAACGACCUGUAAGUAGCGUUAAGAGACAGAACAAACAAUUUAAAUACAAUUUACCGAUGAAAAUGUAGGCCCUAUAGCCCAACCUUACGGUGAUGCUGGUGUAUUUAAUUUUACAUUUACCGAAUAGCCAUUCCGAAAACACUUCUCGUGAAUAACUGUAAUUAGAAAGAAUGUACAAGAAACGUAUCAGAUGGCCGCGUGUUGUCGCUUGUCUUCGGCGGUAAAACCACCGAGCAGUAUCUGAUUUGUGGCGAUGCAUUCUGAAACCGUGGGAACGGAGGCUCAUAAGAGAAAGACGAUGACGACGCCAGAAACUGCCUACAAAAGGGCAUGGGCACGCCACAACUCCCACCAUCAUAUAAGUAUACCGACGAACUAUAAACUUGCGAUUUGCGAUUAAUAUAAUGUAAUAAGGAAAAAAGAGCGUCGCGACGCAACGUGUACGUUUGAUGUUCGUGAGCAUGUUUCCAUGUGUGCAGCUACUUAUAAUCACGGUUAUAAUAAUUAGUUGUGGUUGUCGUACUCCACCUCGAUUACCACGCGUGGCCCUGAGAUCUGACCCGUCUCCGGCCUCGGCUGGCUGCUUGCCCGCCUGCUAGCCAGACAAUCAGUACGACCCUACGACCGCGGUCGUCCUAUCGGCGACGGCAUUUUAUUAUUACGACCGCGAUACUACACCAGCGUACAGGACUGUAUUUGGUUAAAAUCAUUCUCAACGAAAAUAAAGUGGAGUUCUGUAACCAAAAAAUUCCACAUUUAAACGUUUGAAACCAACCUAUUAAUGUUAAGUGUGUAAACUUUGAGUAAAGAUGCAUCGAUCGUUUAAACCAACUUAUCAACUUUCAAUUAAAUACUGCAGAGGUCCAAACACGCGAGAUCACCUCCUACCGCUACACUUGAGUUGACAUACCUUUAUCUUUUUUUCACUCUGUCCAUAAAAUAGAUGCCAAGUACAUACAUCAGUGUACCGUACUUUUUAUUGCUUAUUCUCAGAAAAACUAGAUAAGCCUAUUUCCAACAAAACAUCAGCAUUCAUUAUGCAUCUAUUUAUAAGUACAUACAAAUACACAAUAAAAUGUACCUACAAACAUUUAUGUUAAAUUAAUUAUUGAACAUUGAUUAUAAAACUCUUUAUUCAUCUUAAUACGGUCCUGGCGCUUCUUACGGAAUGUUGGCUUUUGUGGCACGUCGUUAGCGAUAGUGACGAUGAGGUCAAUAAGUAAAAGGCAAACAACGUUUGUCUUAAUUAGUAGCUCGCUAUAGAAGAUGUGCCGCACUUGUAUAACGAGGCUAUUUACAAAGACGUAUAUAGACAGAUUUCUAUGUAUACGUGUACACGUGUGUUACUACAUCUAAUGAAUUUAUCUAUAACUACGCAGAAGUGCGUACCUUUGUAUAUGUCCAAAGCAUUAUUUGCUAUUGUAUAGUGUAUGUAUUAAUGUUUUAUAAUCACACAUGUACAGUACGUUAUUGUCAAUUCAAAUAUAGUACUAGGUACAUGCAGGUGUUACAUAGGUAGGUUCAUACCAUUUCAUCAUCAUAAGUCGUCGGUCCUAAUAACAUUGGAUGGACACGAACCUCCAUCCUUUCCCAUCCUGAUCCUAAUCUUCGCAUUCCCCUAAAACCAGCACUU